AUCCUAUGAUUCUUAAAUCAUCUGAUUUAGAAAAUCAAUCUAUGGUAACAGAUUUUAUUCUGUUGGGUCUCUCCAAUGAUCCACUGGUACAGAAUGUUCUUCUUCUCUUGUUCAUGGUCAUGUAUUUAUUCACAAUUUUGGGCAAUAUGGUAAUUAUAUUGGUGAUCAAAUCUGAUCUUCACCUUCAGGCCCCCAUGUUCUUCUUUAUCAGCCAUUUAGCUUUUGUUGACAUCUGCUGUUCUUCAGUCACUGUUCCCAAGAUGCUGGCAAACUUCCUAAUGAACCAGAAAACAAUUUCCUGGGAAGGAUGCAUUGCACAAAUUUCUUUCUUUUUCCAAAUUGCUUGUACAGAAGUAUAUAUCCUUGCAGCAAUGGGUUAUGACCGAUAUGUGGCUAUCUGUAACCCCUUGCAUUACAGCAUAUACUUGACAAGAGAGAGGUGUAAUAAAAUUGUGGCUGGAGCCUGGCUCCUGGGUUUCUUUUAUUCUAUGGUAAAUGUAGUACCAUUGCAAAAUCUUCAUUUUUGUGGCAACAAUAUAAUCAGCCACUAUACCUGUGAACUUCCUACACUUUUGGCCUUAUCAUGUGCAAACACCUUUACUAAUUACAUUAUUCUUUUCAUAUCUGUGAUGCUGUUUGGUUUCAGUUCACUUCUUACAACACUUGUCUCUUAUAUUUACAUUAUUUUAACAAUCCUGAAAAUUAAAUCAGUGGAAGGCAGGCAGAAAGCUUUUUCUACAUGCAGCUCCCAUCUCAUUGUUCUGGGCUUAUUUUACAUUUCUGCUUUGAUUCGCUAUAUGAAGCCAAGUUCAGAAUCACUCAUGGAUCUGGACAAAGUGAUUUCUAUUCAGUAUAGGAUUUUAACUCCAAUGCUAAAUCCAAUUAUAUACAGCCUGAAAAACAAAGAUAUCAGAUCUGUUCUAUUGAAAAUGUCUGGAAAAU
Messenger RNA from Notechis scutatus (mainland tiger snake), 942 nucleotides. Lineage: Eukaryota; Metazoa; Chordata; Lepidosauria; Squamata; Elapidae. The record is from RefSeq and is a predicted model, not a curated record.